UGUGAAAAUGCUGUGAUAGGGUGGGUAGUAAUAUUCAUGAUGAACUACUUCUUCUUGUAGACCUUUUGUGGUCAAAACAGUAAAUAGUGUCUCAGUGAUUUAAAUACACAAUUGUUGAUCUUGUUGAGAAAAAAAGAUGAAUUUAUUUAAUGUAUAGGGCCGUUGCCAUGGCACCAGAGAGGGGCCAGGGUUUGGAUGACUUACACGCAAAAAUAAAUGAUGUCCUGUUUCAAGUCAUCUGCGCUUUCCUACCCAGCUUAAAUGUGCUUUCAUAAACAUGUUGGGACAUUUCCCCAAGAGGAAUAUUAAGCUGCUGAAAGAAUAUGGCAUCCAGAAUACGUUCCAGUACUCAGCAAACAUCAUCAGGUACGCGUCACAUGAACAUAUCUCGCAGACAAAAACAGAAAUGCAGCAAAGAGAGAACUCACUACUGCUUGGAGUGUGGAAAAAGUUUUACUCUACAGAGUACUCUCAAAAGACACCAGCGCAUUCACACAGGAGAGAAGCCGUAUCACUGUUCGGAAUGUGGUAAGAGUUUUUAUCGGCAGAGUUAUCUCCAGGAACACCAGCGCAUUCACACAGGAGAGAAGCCGUAUCACUGCUCCGAGUGUGGGAAGAGUUUUACUGCACAAAGCUCUCUGCAAAAACACCACCGCAUUCACACAGGAGAGAAGCCGUAUUAUUGCUCAGAAUGUGGGAAUAGUUUUAAUCGUCCAAGUUCUCUCCAUCAACACCAGCGCAUUCACACAGGAGAGAAGCCGUAUCAGUGCUCAGAGUGUGGGAAGAGUUUUAAUCGUCAGAGUACUCUCCAACAUCACCAGCGUAUUCACACAGGAGAGAAGCCGUAUUACUGCUCAGUGUGUGGGAAGAGUUUUACUGUACAAGGAUAUCUCCAACAACACCAGCGCAUUCACACAGGAGAGAAGCCAUAUCACUGCCCAGAGUGUGGGAAGAGUUUUAAUCAACAGUGUAAUCUCCAAGAACACCGGCGCAUUCACACAGGAGAGAAGCCAUAUUACUGUUCAGAGUGUGGGAAGAGUUUCAGGCAUUCAAAGACAGUGAAGACACACAAGUGCACUAAGAUCAGUGGUGGAAAUGGGGAGUAAUGUAUGUAACCUUAACAUUCUAACAUUCUGGGAGUAAAAGUCUCCAGUAAACGGUGCUUCCAGCCUAGAAAUCAAACUGUUCAUAGAGGAAAACCAGCUGUUUCUUAAAACACGAGCAUAAAAUGAAAUAUAACUUCCAAUUAUGUGUUGACCAAGUCAAACCUUAACCAUAAAUAGUUUCAUUUGUAAUGUUUGAGGAAAAACAUCCGAGAAGCGCCACAUUGAAUUAAAAUGAAGUUAUUUACUUUGUAAUUCAGUGCAUCCUAUAUAGUAUAGUGUUUCUGAUGAAAUGAUGGAUAUUUUGACAAACAUUUUUGUGCUUGGCUCCUUGAGUCCCUAUUUUGCUCAUUUGAUUUUCAUGCAUUAACUGAUUAAUGUUUGUGGCAGUUGAAGUGCCACUUUGUCUUAGCUUUCAACUUUUAGCAGUAUACAUGUUGGGACUGCUACAAAAGAGAUAUGACUCUGGAGACUGCAACAGUUUUUGCUGUGCCGGGCUGAACUGAACAGCAUUGAAAACACAGCACUAUGAAGGACUACAAGACAUCAAGCUAUUUGAGUGAGGUACUGCUGACCUCAUUAUGGCCUAUGCAUGCCUGUUCUAUGUGGCAUAAAGUCCUGUACAGGCCAGACUACAACUCAUCAAUGAACUUUUUAUUACCGUUUUCAGAGACUUUAAGGACUGUUGAUGUUGUUUGUAAUGCUUGGAGAGUGGCUGUUCCUUGAAGGGCAAUCUCCAGUCUAUCCUACCAGACAUGGCAGUUGCCUCUAGUACAGGAGUUUGUACUGGAUAUCUGCUGUUUGUAGAAUUGGGUAGAAGGUGACCAUUUGGGGAUUCACAGAGAGCGAUUCUUGCCGACAUCAUUAAGAUGCGCAUGAUGACACUGUUCAGUUAUGUUUCUAAACUAAUCCAAGUCUGCAUUAUAAUAGUUUUGAUUUGCAAUGAUGAAUCAAUGUGUACACAAUUCAGUAUGUAGAUAUAUAGAUGGUCUAAUUUACAUAUAAUUUGCAUAAAAGUAUACCUACUCUGACCAAGUCUGUGUUAGGCAGGUGGAGAUGGAGAGACACCUGUAAGUGUUCUCUCAUUUUCUCUCUCUCUCUCUCUCUCUCUCUCACUCUCUCUCUCUCUCAGUUUUUUGCCUGCUGAUUUAUUUCUGUAAGCUUUUGUUUAAUUAA
Messenger RNA from Colossoma macropomum (tambaqui), 2279 nucleotides. Its product is annotated as zinc finger protein 239-like. The record is from RefSeq and is a predicted model, not a curated record. Bases 324 to 1106 code for a protein of 260 amino acids. Gene Ontology annotation, molecular function: RNA polymerase II cis-regulatory region sequence-specific DNA binding; DNA-binding transcription factor activity. The transcript is spliced from 2 exons. Lineage: Eukaryota; Metazoa; Chordata; Actinopteri; Characiformes; Serrasalmidae. Gene Ontology annotation, biological process: regulation of transcription by RNA polymerase II.